AAAGGCUGAGUCAUGAAAUUCCUGGCUGUAUUCGUUGCUGUGCUAGCGGUGGCUGCUGGUACCCGCCACAGAUGGACUGUAAGCGAGCUGUCCGAGGCUAUCCAGAACCCAAUCACUAGCCCAUCUCUGUUGCCCGCUCUGAAACAUGGACUGAACGCUUACAUGGAAGCUAUCUUCUCCGGUUUGGAUUACGAAUACAUUUACAUCAGCACUGCCGCGGUUGAUCUAUCCACUUGGACUCUUCAAGACCUGUCCAGUGCUUUGGAGAAUCCCGAGACUGAUCCCACUCUCAUACCUUACCUCGAAGAAGCUAUUAAUGCUUUGAUGCAAGACAUAUUUGCCGGAUCUGCCCAGCCUAGUACUUCUGUCGUCAUCCCCGCUAGAGACCUCUCUUACUGGAGAUUGAAUGAGUUGUACGAAGCUCUGUUGAGCUCAGAAACCAGCACCGACUUGGCGCCUUACCUGAUUAACGGUCUUAACAUUCUGUCAGCAGCCGGCGCAGCUGGUAAAGAAGUGGACGCUGUCGUUUUGGCUAUUCCUUUGGACCUCCUGCCCUCCGUUGAGGUUGCCGUUCACCCCGAAGCUAUCGUCGACCCCGAGCCUCAGCCAAUAGUCCCUGAACCUCAGCCGAUACUCCCCGAACCUGUGCCAGUUCCAAUUCCUGAGCCAACACCGGAAACCCCUGCUGCCCCCGUCGCCCCCUCCAACAGCCCACUUGUUCAAAUCAUCUUGAACAUCAACCAAGAGAACCAGGCGUCUGUCGACGUGCCCGCCUCUAACCCCGUUGUCGAGCGCCCCGUGCCCGAAAUCACCGUUGAGCCAGUCCACAUCAUCGACAGGCCCAUCCCUGAGGCCACCCUCAACCCCGUCGACGUGAUCUCGCCCCCUAUCCCCCUCCCUGAGUACAACCCCAUUGAUGUCAUUGCUGUUGUGCCCAACCCUGCAGGCAACGCUGUAGGACCCAUCGUUUAAAUUGGAAAUUUGUUACAGCACAUAACUAACUUAAUGUCUAUUGAAAUAAAGAACUGAGUAUUAUAUAA
Messenger RNA from Galleria mellonella (greater wax moth), 1040 nucleotides. Its product is annotated as calphotin-like. Bases 13 to 972 code for a protein of 319 amino acids. NCBI's taxonomy places the organism in Eukaryota, Metazoa, Arthropoda, Insecta, Lepidoptera, Pyralidae. The record is from RefSeq and is a predicted model, not a curated record. The transcript is spliced from 5 exons.